Molecule: messenger RNA, 1092 nt
Organism: Lathyrus oleraceus (garden pea)
Lineage: Eukaryota; Viridiplantae; Streptophyta; Magnoliopsida; Fabales; Fabaceae
Exons: 1
Coding region: 549-995 (148 amino acids)
Source: RefSeq, a predicted model, not a curated record
UCCUAUCCACAACACACCCACAUCCACGUUGGUUCAAACAAACUAUACUUCAUAUUCAUCAAUACAAACAAAUUUAGCAACACUUUUCCGAAUAUUCCCCCUCUAUAUAUAGCCUACAAUACAUAUAUAACAUUACAUCUUACUACUACUUAUCAUCACUUUUUCUUUUCUCAUUCUAACAGAAAAUGAUUCAAGUUCCUGUAACGCACAAAAUUAACCAUCUUCUCAAUUUUCUUCAUUCUCAUCAAUCUUCUUCCAUACUUCUCAAUCUCUGCAAAUCAUGUGUUCUUUUUCUUGCUCUAUUCGCCACCUUUCACACCAUUUUCAUCCUCAAAUUCCGCAAAAGAACUCCUUCUAUCUCCCCUCUCGUCGCCGAGUAUGAUUACACUGAUGACGAAGACGAUGAGACAUGUUCGUUAUCGUCCACGUCAUCGGAGUCUGAAGACGGCGAUGAAUAAGAGAUAGAAGAAGAAAAUAUACAGGAUGAGUAUUUCCGAUUUAGAGGCUCUGACGAGGGAUUUCUAAGUAGUUGUCGUAGCAUCGGGGAUAUGUUCUCGCUUUCGGAGAUUACGAAUAGUAAAAGCGUUGUGAAGCUUUGGGAUUCCCUAGGGUUUGGGUUAGGGUUUGGAUUAGACGAUUGUGAUUCAUCUUACGACGGAGGUAUCGUGGCGGCUUACAGCGCUGACGAGAAGCUGAGUGCGUCGUCGUCGGAGGUUACGGAUUCUUCCGGAGAAAAUUCGUCGGGGAAUAUGGCAUUGAGGAUAUGGGACACGAGGGUCCGGCGAAGGAUACCGGCGAUGAUCGGAGAAUGGGUGCCCGGUAUCGGAAAGGCUGUUGGAAUUGUUUCCGGUGGCGAGCAGAAGGUUUACGUGAGAGAUGACGGGCGUUAUGAGUUAACGGUUGGUGAUAUGAGGAAUGUGAUGUCGCCGUUAGAAAAUGUAACGGAAUCACAACUAGAUUUGUGGUGGCCUAAUUCCUACAUGCUUAAAAUUUAAUUCGCUGGAAGGAAGGAUGGGAAUUUUUAAAGAUCCAGAGUUUAAUUUGUAAUUGUGGAUAUUGGAAUAUAAUAGGAUCAAGUGAUAUUCUUUUUUU